This is a messenger RNA of Cynara cardunculus var. scolymus (artichoke), 1201 nucleotides long. RefSeq names its product protein WVD2-like 4. Gene Ontology annotation, biological process: microtubule cytoskeleton organization. The transcript has 5 exons. Bases 56 to 1099 code for a protein of 347 amino acids. Gene Ontology annotation, molecular function: microtubule binding. Lineage: Eukaryota; Viridiplantae; Streptophyta; Magnoliopsida; Asterales; Asteraceae. The record is from RefSeq and is a predicted model, not a curated record.
UUCUUCAGUCACACAAAUCAUUCACAGGACCUCCAUUAAACCUUCCAUACGAGAGAUGGAUUCUGGAAAUUUAGAAGCUGAAAAUGCUGUUAUUGAAGUUGUUGAGGAUGUGGAUACCAAUGUGACAGAUCCCCAAAACUUGAACAAAGUUGAUGAACAAAAUCUUGAUUCAUCAAGCACAAGAGGGGAUGAAUCUUGUGAGAAUGUUAAGAAUGACCCCAAAACCCCGAAUUCGGUUAAGGUUACCACCAAAGGGAGUGGUACUUCCAAGAACACCACCAAAGUGGCUAAAGAUGGCUCCAGCACUAGUGCGUUGGCUCGUAAGCCCAGACCGAGCCUGUCCCAGAGUUUAUCUUUCCCUGCCAAAACCCGAACCCCUGGUUCCAUGAGGACUAGCAUUGACGGACAACCCAUCAAACCACGGGUUGUGAGGUCCAGGGACGAAGCUACAUUAUCCAAUGAGACUGCCGCAUCAGCGUCUUCUCGAUCAUAUAGUGGGAGCAGCGCUUCUGGAUUUUCUUUCAAGUUGGAUGAACGAGCUGAAAGGCGAAGAGAGUUUUAUCUGAAGAUAGAGGAGAAGGUCCAUGCCAAGGAAGUCGAAGAAACUAACUUGCAAGCCAAGUCAAAGGAAAACCAAGAAGAAGAGAUAAAGAAGUUGAGGAAAAGCUUGAAAUUUAAAGCUGCACCAAUGCCAAAGUUUUACAAAGAUCCCCCUCCAAAACCUGAACUCAAGAAGAUACCAACCACACGUCCCAAAUCACCUAGGCUGGGAAGAAUCAAGAGCUCUGUGGCUGCAUCCGUGGAACAAACAGACACGGUUCAUAGCCCCCAUGUCGCUAGAGACCAAACCAUGUCACCUAGGAUCAAACCCACAAACCGCAACAAAGAGACUGCUGCUUCCAAGAAACCAAACAUAAAACCGUUGGCUAAGACCUCACAAGUCAAAACUGGCAAGUCAAAAGAAAAGGCCUUAAAGACAGAAGCCAAAGAGGAGAAAGUUGAAGGUUGUGUAGAUGUUAAUACGACGCAGGAAAGUGGGUUCGGUUCAAGUUCAACCAAUCAGGAUAUGACCCCUGCAGACAUUGCCGUUGGAGGUUAAAAUUUGGAUAAAAAUGUUGUCGAUAACUGUAUGUAAUAGGAGGUUCUUGUUCUUUGUUUUGAAGUUUCUAAGGGUUCUGUGUAGUGAAUGGUUUUGGUGCAA